GUUCUGUGCUACCUAGGAUUUAUUUAGGUGGAGGAAGGAGAGUGGCAAUUAAGAGCAAUUAAUGACAGUCCGAGUGCAGGGGGAGGAUGGCUUGGACCUAACCUGUCAUUUAGCUGUGGACUCUGUGGAUGCUUUGCCGUGACGAAGGGCCGAGGGCUGACCGAGUCGUGGGGAGGAUUUGUAUGUAGGAAGAGAGGAGAUGGCUGUGCAGCGUGCUCCCGAAUCUGCUCUGAGCCUGCUGAUGAUGACGGAGGGUCGCAGAUGCCAAGUGCACCUCCUUGACGACAGGAAGCUGGAGCUCCUCGUUCAGCCAAAGCUUUUGGCCAAGGAGUUGCUUGACUUGGUGGCAUCUCAUUUCAACCUGAAGGAGAAGGAGUACUUUGGAAUUGCAUUCACAGAUGAAACGGGACACUUGAACUGGCUUCAGCUGGACCGACGGGUGCUGGAACAUGACUUCCCCAAAAAGUCAGGACCGGUUGUUUUGUACUUUUGUGUCAGGUUCUACAUUGAAAGCAUCUCCUAUCUGAAGGACAAUGCCACCAUCGAGCUGUUUUUCUUGAACGCCAAGUCCUGCAUCUACAAGGAACUCAUUGAGGUUGACAGCGAGGUGGUGUUUGAACUGGCUGCGUACAUCUUGCAGGAGGCAAAGGGAGAUUUUUCAAGCAAUGAAGUUGUAAGGAAUGAAUUAAAGAAGCUGCCAGCCCUUCCGACGCCGGCGCUGAAGGAGCAUCCUUCCCUCGCUUACUGUGAGGAUCGAGUCAUUGAACAUUACAAGAAACUAAAUGGUCAGACAAGAGGUCAAGCAAUUGUGAAUUACAUGAGCAUUGUAGAAUCCCUCCCAACAUAUGGAGUGCAUUAUUAUGCAGUAAAGGACAAGCAGGGAAUUCCAUGGUGGUUAGGACUUAGCUACAAGGGGAUUUUUCAAUAUGACUACCAUGACAAAGUGAAACCAAGAAAGAUCUUUCAAUGGAGGCAGCUGGAGAACCUCUAUUUCCGCGAGAAGAAGUUCUCGGUGGAGGUGCACGAUCCGCGCAGGGCAUCUGUGACCAGGAGGACUUUUGGGCAUAGUGGCAUCGCUGUGCAUACGUGGUACGCCUGUCCAGCACUAAUAAAGUCUAUCUGGGCUAUGGCCAUUAGUCAACACCAGUUCUACCUGGACAGGAAGCAAAGCAAGUCCAAGAUUCAUGCUGCAAGGAGCCUGAGUGAGAUUGCGAUUGACCUGACCGAAACUGGAACGCUCAAGACCUCGAAGCUGGCAAACAUGGGGAGUAAAGGCAAAAUUAUCAGCGGCAGCAGCGGGAGUCUUCUGUCAUCAGGUUCCCAAGAGUCAGACAGUUCUCAGUCUGCCAAGAAAGACAUGCUGGCUGCACUGAAAUCCAGGCAAGAAGCUUUGGAAGAGACACUGCGCCAACGCUUGGAAGAGCUGAAGAAACUGUGCCUGCGUGAAGCGGAGCUCACAGGAAAGCUGCCACGAGAAUACCCCCUGGAUCCUGGGGAGGAGCCACCUAUUGUGAGGAGAAGAAUAGGAACUGCCUUUAAACUGGAUGAGCAGAAAAUCCUGCCUAAAGGAGAGGAGGCAGAACUGGAGCGACUGGAAAGGGAAUUUGCCAUUCAGUCCCAGAUCACGGAGGCUGCCCGGCGCCUGGCGAGCGACCCAAACGUCAGCAAGAAGCUGAAGAAGCAGAGGAAGACAUCCUAUCUGAAUGCACUGAAGAAGCUGCAGGAGAUCGAGAAUGCCAUCAACGAGUAUCGCAUCAAAUCAGGAAAGAAGCCAACCCAGAGGGCCUCUCUGAUCAUAGAUGAAGGAAACAUUGCCAGUGAAGACAGCUCCCUCUCAGACGCCCUUGUUCUCGAGGAUGAGGAUUCUCAGGUCACCAGCACAAUCUCCCCUCUCCAGUCCCCACACAAAGGACUCCCUCCCCGGCCGCCGUUGCACAACCGGCCUCCUCCUCCGCAGUCGCUGGAAGGGCUCCGCCAGAUGCAUUAUCACCGCAACGACUAUGACAAGUCCCCCAUCAAACCCAAGAUGUGGAGUGAGUCAUCCUUGGAUGAGCCCUAUGAGAAGGUCAAGAAACGCUCCUCGCACAGCCAUUCCAGCAGUCACAAGCGGUUCCCCAGCACUGGGAGCUGUGCCGAGGCAGGAGGGAGCAGCUCUCUGCAGAACAGCCCCAUCCGGAGCCUUCCCCACUGGAAUUCCCAGUCCAGCAUGCCGUCAACGCCGGAUCUACGGGUACGCAGUCCGCACUACGUCCACUCCACACGGUCAGUAGACAUCAGCCCAACCAGACUGCACAGCUUAGCUCAGCACUUUAGGCACCGGAGCUCCAGUUUGGAGUCACAAGGAAAGCUCCUCGGCUCAGAAAAUGAGACAGGGAGCCCCGAUUUCUACACCCCAAGGACUCGUAGCAGUAACGGCUCUGACCCCAUGGACGACUGCUCUUCCUGCACCAGCCAUUCCAGCUCUGAGCACUACUACCCCGCUCAGAUGAACCCCAACUACUCCACCCUGGCAGAGGAUUCCCCGUCGAAAGCCAGAGAACGGCAGAGGCAAAGGCACAAAUCAGCAGGCAACCUGGUCUCUUCCAAUUCAGGGAGCAUGCCCAACCUGGCUGCGAGGAACGGGACGGGACACCACCGUGUCUACCUGCACAGCCAGAGCCAGCCCUCCUCCCAGUACAGGAUCAAAGAAUACCCCCUGUACAUCGAGGGCAGCUCCACGCCCGUGGUGGUGCGGAGCCUGGAGAAUGACCAGGAGGGGCAUUACAGCGUGAAAGCACAAUUCAAAACCUCCAACUCCUACACGGCGGGGGGGAUGUUUAAGGAGAACUGGCACGGAGAUGAAGUGGACUCGGUCAGGCUCACCCCCUCCCGCUCCCAAAUCAUAAGGACUCCAUCUCUGGGCAGGGAGGGCCACGAGAAAGGCUCGGGUAGGACUGCGGUGUCGGACGAGCUGCGGCUCUGGUACCAGCGGUCCACGGCCUCCCACAAGGAGCACAGCCGCCUCUCGCACACGAGCUCCACCUCCUCGGACAGCAGCUCCCAGUACAGCACAUCUUCACAAAGCACCUUUGUGGCGCACAGCCGGGUCACGAGAAUGCCUCAGAUGUGUAAAGCAACAUCAGCUGCCUUACCUCACAGCCAGAGGAGUUCCACGCCGUCGAGUGAACUUGCAGCCACGCCACCGGGCAGUCCCCACCACAUUCUCACGUGGCAGACUGGAGAAGCAACAGACAACUCACCCACUAUGGAUGAGUCUCAGUCUCCAACCCACCAAAGUACUGAUGAAUAGAGGAACUACAAUGAUAGCUGUUUCCUGGAUUCUCCCCUCUAUCCAGAAUUAGCAGAUGUCCAGUGGUAUGGGCAGGAAAAAGCCAAGCCUGGGACUCUAGUGUGAACCCCUGACCUCAAGUUAAUCACAUCAAUGCCAUUCUGAGAUCACCUCACUGCCUCUCAUUUGCCUUACCCAGAUGCACUGUCACCCAGCACCAGCUUCAAGUCUAAGCACUUUUCUCACGAUGCAAUUCAAGGCGACAUUUAUGGAACACUGGCCCUGAGACAUCCACCGCGGCAGCGACGGAGCGCAGCACAUCCCACGGCCAGGCAGGUGCCCGUCCCUCCCACCGCAGUGGGCGGAGAGGAGCAGACACCUGAACAGCCAGUUGGCAGUUUAAAAAUUGGUUUUCCUUUGAAACAAUGGAAGCCUUUCAAGGCUUACAUCAAAUCUUAGUGUUCCACGGCACGUAACAGCAGUGAGAGUUCCAUGACCUGCGAGCUGAAGCCAACAGACUUAGUUUUAAGGGGGCGGGGAUGGGACAGAGGCUGAGAAGUGGAUACCAUAGUCCUGAAAGUGCAUCUGUUCUGAAGAAACAGCAACAUCCCAUCACUGCAGAGAUGUGUCAGUGUCACAAUCAGAUCAGCACUGCCAAAAAUCACCACACCACCGCUUGCAGGACAAGUUUGCUCGCAAGUUUCAGCUACAAGAACAUCUCCCUCCUUUUAACUCGGUGGCAGACGCGGCCACCUCCUGUAAAAUGGCAUUUCCUUCUUCGCUUGGAGCCCACCUAUACGCGAGUAAAACCACCCCCUGCGCUGCAGACACACCAGAGGUCUGGGCUGGUAUCACAGCAUCGCUGUCUAAAAGCUACUGUUAAACUGGACAAACAAGGUUUACAAAGGCAUUACCUAAAGCAGAGGCGAGUACUGCACUCACAGCAUCUCUGUGGCUGGCACAGGGUGCCCACCAACGCACAGAGAGGUUGGGGGUUGCGACGGUUUUUUUUGAUAAAAGGUAAAAAUUGCCAAAAAAAAAAAAAAAAA
Molecule: messenger RNA, 4317 nt
Organism: Manacus vitellinus (golden-collared manakin)
Lineage: Eukaryota; Metazoa; Chordata; Aves; Passeriformes; Pipridae
Gene: FRMD4A
Product: FERM domain containing 4A
Exons: 25
Coding region: 200-3289 (1029 amino acids)
Biological process (GO): establishment of epithelial cell polarity
Cellular component (GO): cytoskeleton; bicellular tight junction; adherens junction
Source: RefSeq, a predicted model, not a curated record